Talaromyces stipitatus ATCC 10500 is the source of this 558-nucleotide messenger RNA. Its product is annotated as histone h1.3., putative. NCBI's taxonomy places the organism in Eukaryota, Fungi, Ascomycota, Eurotiomycetes, Eurotiales, Trichocomaceae. The record is from RefSeq and is a predicted model, not a curated record. Bases 1 to 558 code for a protein of 185 amino acids. The transcript is spliced from 3 exons.
AUGUCUGCAAACGAUAAGAACGAAGUCACCAUCAACUUGAGCCAGUCUGAACUGAAGCUCAUUGCCUUGGGAACCCGCUUCUCCGAGAAUGGCAAGGUUGAUUACGAGAAACUUGCUAAAUAUGGCGGGUACACGAAGGGAUCUGCUCAGGUGUUAUACCGCAAGGCUCUGCGCAAGCUGACUGAUGUGUACCCGAUUGAUGCCGAUGCGAUGGCUGGUAAUGGCGAUGCCGGCAGCGACCCUGUUACACCUACCUCUAAAGCUAAAACACCCAAAACCCCUAACAGCCGGACAAGCGGUAAAAAGCGUAAGGAUGCCGCCGCUGCUGAAGACCAAGACACCACCGCUGCACCCCAGACUCCCCUAGGCCCUACUAUUGACGAUGCCGCCGGUGAUGCUCUUGACGCGGAGAUGGCCACGUCCACUAAGAAGCCUAGAAAGACUUCUUCAAAGCAGGCUACUACCAACACCUUCACCCCCGUCAACGAUCCAGUCAACGACGAUAGAUUCAUGAAGGCUGAAGAUGCUUUCGACGCUUUCAUCAAGGCUGAAGACUGA